AAUAUGAUCUCAAACAAAAUAAUUAUGUUUUUUUGGUAUAAAACCGAAUAAACCGAAAACCGACGGUAUAUAAACCGAACCGAACCGAAGUAAAUAUGGAUUUAGAAUGGUAGUUAUAUUUUACUAAGCGGAAUACCGAAAACCGAAAAAACCGAACCGAAACCGAACCGAUAUCCGGAUUGAACACCCCUACUUUAGACUAAUUUAUACUACUUUAUGUCCUAUUAGACUAUUUUUUUCUAAAAUGGCAGUAAUGUCCUUAAAAUUGUAAUUUUUUAAAAAAGAUAAAUAUUGAGUUCGACAAGCGGGAUCGAUCGAUCCCACUUUAGAAGUUACAGUGGAUCGAUCGAUCCCGAUCAUUAUUCAGAACAAAAAAAACGCGAAAUAUAUACUGAUCGACCUGGUCCAUUUCACUCGAUCGGCGAAGGUCGAUUCCUUACAGAUCGACCGAUCUGUAAGGAUAGAUCGAUCGAUCCCGUGCCCAGGAAAGAAUCCCAAAUCGAUUUUUUUGGUUUUGUAUGAUUAUAUCCGGGUUGAUUCCCACUUGAUUUGAACCGACCAAGCAUGAUUUCAACUCUUUAAGCUCGAUUUCUCUGGGACGAAACCCAUAAUUUUCCAUUCACGAACAAAGGGGGAGAAAAUCAAAUUCUCACCCAAGUUCAUUAACCCUAACUCACUCAAUUCUCUGAUUUGGACGAUUAUUUGGCCUAACUCAUACGAUUUCGUGAGCUUUUUACGAAUCUAUCACUCUUUAGUUCGUUCUGCAAAGGUAUGAAACUCUAUCUCCACUUCUUUUUAGAGUUUGAAAAUAGAAAGGUAAAAGGUAAAUUUUUUGAGUUAGUUAGGAUAUUUAGGCUUCAAUCAUGUGUUAAGGUGAUGACUAGAGACGAUUUUGUACACAAUCAUGGCUUAAAUCAUAUUUUUGGGAUAGAUUUAGGAAUUUUAGGUUUUAUUUAAAAAAAAAAAAAUUAAAACACCAUAAAAUUGAAAUUAAUACAGUGAGAAUGCUAAUUCUUUGACAUUGGUUAUUGAUAAAGUAUUAAGAGACAUUAUUUAACUGAGCUGUGAUAUUUGUUAUUAAUAGAUAUAUGUUGUAUUGUUUUCAAUUUUCAGGUAUGGAGUUGGAGUUGCCUAAUCGUUUAUACGGUGAGGGAUUGGAACCUCAGGUUAAGAAGAUUAAUAACAGCUGCCGACUAAAACUUCUCGAGUUGCUGAAAGAAAAAAUGGAACCAGAAUUCGAUGAAGUUAUGAAAGAUCCCAUUUUUUCACAGAUUACGGUUAUCCAGAAGAAUGAUCUGAAGUUUUCGGCGAGGUUGGUACACUCUUUCUUGUGUAAGGAGUUGAUGACAAGCAAGAGACAUGAGAAGUGGUUCACUUUCGCUAGGAGACCUCUGCGUUUUGGAUUGCAAGAGUAUCAUGCUGUCACUGGUCUGAAAGUGAAGCGAAAGAAUAACAGUGGGUUAGUGACAUGGAAAGAUGAUGAUGGUUUUUGGAGCAAGCAGAUAAAGACAAAUGGAAAAAUAAAUUUGCAGAUCAUAAAAAAGAAGCAUUUGGAAGAGAGCAAUACCUGGACUUGGGUUGAUAGGGUGGGACUGAUAUAUCUUUGCGUUAUUAUGGGUGUGGUGAUGGAGAAGGAUGAGAAGGUGAAUAUCCCGCAUCUGUACAUGAAGUUGGCGAUGAAUUUGGAAAAGCUUCGGAAUUACUCAUGGGGUCUGUAUUCGUUUGAUUUCCUUCUGAAGCAAAUUGAUAAAAGAAGGCAUAAAUUAGAGCAGAAAGAGGGGUAUCUGAUGGAAGGAUUCUUGUUUGGUUUCCAAAUUUGGAUAAUGGAAGCUGUUCCUGCUUUAGGAGAGAUUUGUGGCACAAAAGUCAGUAAAAAUUUUACAGGUCCACUGUGUGGUAAUUGGAGAGGAUGUGCAAAAUGUUCUUAUGAAGAUAUCAUUGGCGUUGAGAACUUAUUCCCAGAAAAUGGGAUUUUGCAUUCAUUCAUGGAAUCCCACAUAGAUGGAGUGGUCCUUUUGGCAACUGAUUUUGUACAGAAGGAUGAGAAGAAAGAUGAAAGAGUAGAUCGCAUUUUGGAUAUGAUCAAUAGUAAACAUGAUUGGAACAAUCAUGUUUGGGGAGUAAAAGAAGCUAUGAAUUCUGAAUUUGAGGAAUCUGGCGAAGAGAAAGGAGAGGAUCAAACAGCUGAUACUGAGAGUGGUGAAAAUAGUCAUGUUGCAGGGAAUGUUGAUGGCACAGCUGAUGUUUCGGGAAGAAACAAGAGAAAGCAUGCAGACCGAGGAGCAGAGUCAAGGAAGAAGAAUGUUUUGUGUCACCUAGCUGCUUCAUCAAAAGGAAAUAUUGACACAGAUAUGAAAAAUUUCUUGGAGGAUCUGGUAGAAGCUUCUUUUACUACUUUUGGGGAGAAAUUCUGUCAGCAGUUCUCGGACAGGUUGGGUAAGAUUGAGACUGAGGUUACACAACUCAUGACAGCUUCGGAGAGAACUGAGCAAUUUGAGACAGUUGUAACCGACAGAUUGGGAAAAAUUGAGGCUGAGGUUACACAGCUCAGGACAACUUUAGUGGUGACUGAAUUGGUGGGAAAGAGUGAUCAAGCAAGCGGUCCUAGCAUGACCAAAAUCAACAGUGGUCCUAGCACCAGCAAAAAAGGCACUGCUCCAUCAAAGAAAAAGGUAACUACUAAGAGAAAGAGUUAAAAGUUGUUGAAAGCUUGGAACUAGGCGAUGGAAUGUAGGUCUUUGAAGCUAGGUUAUUAGAACUUGGAAUGAGGCGGUAAUAUGUAUUUGAAACUUGUCGUUUAUGUAAUGACUAUAUUUAAUGUAAUAUGUAUUUGGAAGUUUGUAUGUUUAUUAUGGAUUUCGAACUUGUCGUUUAUGUCUAUUCUCUAUUUUGAACUUGAAAUUUGUAUGUGUAAUUUGUAAUUGUACGUGUUUGUCAACAGGCUGUAAAAAACCAAGAGUUAAAGACUGCUGAUUCGUGUGUCAAUUUACCUCGUGCAAAAGUUACUCAAUCAUCAGCUAGUGAUCUUCGUAUGGGUACACAAGAGUUUUUAGAAAGUUGCAUGAAGAACCUUCCAUUAGACACAUUUGUGAAAGGUUUGAAUCCUUCUCAAGCUAAAGUCGAAGAUUCAUUGGAUUGGUUGGAACUUCCAAAAUCAUUGAAGAAGCCAACAGAUUCAUUGGAACUUCUAAAAUCAUUGAAGAAGCCAGCGGUCCGAUUAGAUGACCGAGAUAUAGAGCUAGACGGUGAAAAUUUCCCUGAUCGCUGCUUGGUGUUUGUGCAUCCUACAGAUUUUAAGAAGAUGCAGGACUGGCAAGAUACACGAACGUAUGUUAUUCCUUUGUAUAUAUCAUUCCGUUGAUUUUCUUAAUAAUUGACAUUUCUACCAUUGUAUUUUGUUUACAGAGCUAUACAGAUUGGUCCUUCUAUGUUAGACGGUGAUCUAGCCGGACGUAUUAUGUCUGCCAGCAGUUGGCUUAAAAAUUACGUAAGCAUUCAACCGGUUAUUUCUAUAAAAUGUUACCUAUUAUAUAAAUGUAUACAUUACAGAUUUGUCUUUGUUUUUGUAGGAAAUUGAUGCUAUAAUGUAUGUUUUUCGGGAAAGAACAACAUUGAAACGAUGGAACGUAGACCGUGUUGCUUUCAUGACAUGUGUCUUCAGCGACCUCAUUGCUAAGGAUUACCAGAAUUUCUGUAAGGAUAUUAAGAAAUACACUAUGGAUCCAUUACUAUUGCAAUACGGUAAAGGUGAACUGCCUUCCCAUGGAAGAACACGGAUGUUGUGGAAUGUCGAUGUGGAUCGGAUGUACGUUCCUGUCUGGGUUAAUUGCAACCAUUGGAUUGCUUUAUGCAUCAGUUUUGUGACUAGGAAUAUCCAGGUGUUUGAUUGCGGGGGUAAAAAAAUCAAGGAAGUGGAAGCUUUCGCGCAGCUUAUUCUUCGGAUUGUCAAGGCCGUGCAGUCAUUGACAAUACAAAAGCAUCUCCACAUCACUCCGUACAAUGUUUCCUAUGUACCUAUGAGUGGUCUUAACCGAAUUCAACGUCAUUGUGGUGUGUACACUAUAAAACACAUCGAAUGCCACGUGCUUGGGUUGGACAUAUCUAUGGUGAGUGAUGAGAACAUCUGGGAAGCUCGGAUAAAGAUUAUGUGGGAUCUAUGGGAAGCAGCUAAUGAUCUAGAACUGAUUGAGAGAAUGUCAAAGUAUGAACCUAUUAAGUGUAGUAAGCCUUUCGAGUAUGUUGAGAUUGAUGAUUUAUGAUUUAUUGUUGGUUAUGCUUUUUUAAACUUAUUUUGUAAUGAUUUUAGGAGUUUGUGUUAUAAUGGUAUUUUUUUCUAUAUACAGUACUUGAGUUUACAAAAUGAAAGACAACAUUAUCAAUUGAGAAACCAUAAAGUUCACUAAACAAUUGCAAAUCCGGUCAGCCUAAAUAGAUCGAUCGAUCGAAAGAAGCUGGUCGAUCCGGAAAGCUCGAUCUAUAUAGAUCGAUCGUUCUACGUAGAACCAGAUCGAUCCCGACAGUCGAUCCUGAGCAUUAUGCAGAACAAACAAAAAACGCCCAGCAUAUUUUGAUCGACCUGUUCCAGUACGCUCGUUCGGCAAAGCUCGAUCGCCUUCAGAUCGAUCGAUCUGUCUUUCGGAUCGAUCGAUCCCGCACCCAGAUAAGUCUCUCAAAUCGAUUUUAUGGUUUUCAUCGGUUAAAUCCGGUUUAAUACCCACUUAAUUUGAACCGGAAUAACACGAUUUUACUCAUAAAAUCGUGAUACUGAGAUCAAAACCUCACUUUUAUCUCAUUCCCCAAUUUUUCUUGAGAGAAUGGAAUCAAACCCACCUUCAUAAAUCCUAUCUCUCUCGAUUUAACUCCGAUUUGGACGAUUCUUGAGCCUAACCCAGACGAUUUCGUGAGCUAAUUCCGAAUCUACCACUCUUUCGGUCGAUCUGUAAAGGUAUGAAACUCUAUCUCCACUUUUAUAGUUCGAAAUUUUAAUAGCAAAAAGUGAAAUUUUAGUGUUAUUAAGUCGUUUUGGCUUAAAUCGUGUGUUAGGGUGAUGAUUAGUGACGAUUUUCCAUAUAGCUCUUGCCUUAAUUCGUAGUUUUAAGUUUGAUUUAAGAAAUUAGGGUUACUUAUUUAA
Molecule: messenger RNA, 5131 nt
Organism: Brassica rapa (field mustard)
Lineage: Eukaryota; Viridiplantae; Streptophyta; Magnoliopsida; Brassicales; Brassicaceae
Source: RefSeq, a predicted model, not a curated record